Emiliania huxleyi CCMP1516 is the source of this 2001-nucleotide messenger RNA. RefSeq lists its product as hypothetical. The coding region runs from base 1 to 2001 and encodes 666 amino acids. Lineage: Eukaryota; Haptophyta; Isochrysidales; Noelaerhabdaceae. The transcript has a single exon. Gene Ontology annotation, molecular function: glycosyltransferase activity. The record is from RefSeq and is a predicted model, not a curated record.
AUGGCCCUCGCGGAGCGGGAGAGCGCACACCUCGAGUUCCCGCCGACGUGCGAGUGCUUGAUGGAGUGCCACGCGCUCAACCUGCGGGUGGUCUACGUCGACAACUGCGUCAACGUCUCGGGCAAGCCGCUGGCGCCGCGGGGGAAGGAUCCGCCGGCGCCGGCCUCGCACCCGUUCGAGGACCCGUUCGGGGACGGCCGAUGGCUGCGCCAGGCGUACUUCCCCUCGCGGCGGGACCCUCCCGUCUCUGCGGCGGCGCUGCUCGCGAGGAACCGCGAGCUUGGGGCGCGGCUGAGCGCGAACGCGAGCGCGACUGUCCGAGCGAACCGCUGCAGCGGCCGAGGCAUUCUGACGGAUCUGAUGCCGUGGGCGCCGCCGCGGUACAAGGGGCGCGGCCCCGCGUGCCACUGCUUCCCGGGCUGGUACGGUGUCCGGUGCGACUUGACCGAGCCUCCGCAAGAAGUCUCGCGCCUGUCCAAGGUCAGCUGCGUGCACGACUGCUCCGGCCGCGGUUUCUGCCGGCUCAACUUUUGCCACUGCGUACCGGGCACGUGGGGCGUGGACUGCUCCAGUGGGGCGCCGGACGCGGACGCAGCGGCCGCAGCGAUGGCGCGGGCGCACGCCCAGUCUUCGUCCCGUGGCGCGUGGCCAAUCUCGAACUGGAGUCGCGGGAUGAUGCGGCAGGGGCUUCCUCGCCCCAUCGGCCCGCCCCCCGCGCUCCGCAUCUACGUGUACGACUUGCCGCCGCGCUUCAACAUAUGGCUGGCCUCUCACUUUCGCGAGCCGGGGAGGUGGGACCAGUCGUACCUCUACUCGGCGGACCUGAAGAUGCACCGCUGGCUGCUGCGCUCUCCGCACCGCACGCUCGACCCGGAGGAGGCUGACUUCUUCUUCAUCCCGGCCUACCUCUCCCUCGGGUUCUACGACUUUGAGCUCGGCCUCUACUGGCUCGCGCAGCGCGGCGCGGCAAUGAUGCGCGAGCUGCUGGCGUACGUGCAGAGCGCGUGGCCGUACUUUGCCCGCCGCAAGGGCGCCGACCACGUGCUUGUGAUGACAAACGACAAGGGAGCGACCUUCAUCCGGUGGUCCGUGCCGCAGCUCGAGAAGGUGGUGCUCGUCACGCAGUGGGGGUGGAAGAAGUCGCACAUCCACCGCCCGGGCCAGGACGUCGUCGUGCCGCCGAUGCUCAAGGUGGACAAGCUGCUGCACGAGUCGCCCUUCCUCCGCCACUCGCAGUCCGCGGAGGCGUCCGCACGCGCCUCGGCCUUCGCCGCCGACAACGACCGCGGCGCGUGGCGCUACCUGCUCUCCUUUGUCGGCUCGGUCCGCUUCCACACGCCGGGCUACUCGUUUGGCGUGCGGCAAAAGAUCUUCCGGCAGUACAACGCCACGGAGGGCUUCCUUCUACGCGACCUCCGGGGCGACUCCACGCAUGGGGUGCACAAGAAGCUCGAGCCGGCAGAGUACCUGGCGGUGCUGCAGCAGUCCAAGUUCUGCCUCGCCCCCUCGGGCAUGGGCUUCUCGACCCGGGUCUACGAGUCCAUCGCACAGGGCUGCGUGCCGCUCAUCAUUCAAGACGACCCGACGACAAACACGUCCGUCGACUCGGCCUAUGCGGAGCUGCUGCCGUACGACCGCUUCUCGCUGCGGCUCUACCAGUCGGACAUCCCGCGCCUCGAGUCGCUGCUGCGCGCGGUCCCCCUCUCCCGGUGGCGCCAGCUGCGCAAAGGCCUGGCCUGUGUUUGGUCGCGCAUCCUCUGGCUCCACCCGGACAACGAGGCGCCCGGGGCGCAGGUCUCGGUCGAGGAGUCCAAGCGGGCGACCACAACCUCCCUCGGCCGCGAGAGCGGGCUGGAGGAGCACGACGCCUGGCACGCCCUCCUCGAGACGCUCCGCCGGCGCGCGCUCCUGCGGCGUGGCGUCAAGCCGCCCGUCUUCGACUGGCGCUCCCCGGCAGCCAGCUGCGAUCGGGGGACGGUCCCGUUGGCGUUGCACACAUGA